GGCUACCGAUACGGCGAAGAAAGGGCAACACAAACACCCCUACAACUGGCCGCCAGCUCCGGCCGAGUGGACAUUAUCCGACUAUUACUGUCGUACGGCGCCGACCCCUACCUCAACACCGCACUCAUGGAUUACUCGGGCGCCCACUGUUCCGCCUCCCGGGGCUGUCCGUCAGCCAUAGCUGUGGCCGCAAUGCACGGCCAACAACUGGCACUACGAGCCCUUCUGGCUCAGCCCACCUACGGUUGCCAUAACAACAGCAAUGGUUCCGCGGGUCGGGAUGUGCUGUCAUUGGAGGAGAUGUUGGCCGAGACUCGCACCGGAAGUGUGGACACCCGGCGACGACCGCGCAUACAAGUAGUGGCAGCCAAUCAAAGCCAGUGUAGCGUUAAUAUGGAUUUAAGCGCCUGUUCUGUGACUUCUGGCUCCGGGGGCUCUCAUGAGGGUAAUAGUAGUAAUGGUAGUAAUGGUAGCGCUGGUGGUAGUAAAGUGAUCCAAUUGACCAAGUCUAAGCUCAGGGCACUUCAGGAGGCAAUGUAUCACUCGGCAGAAACCGGCUGUUUGGAGAUUACUCUGGAUUUGAGAAAUAUUGGCAUCCCAUGGACAAUGCAUACAUGGAUGGCAACAGUAGGCACAGCACACGGCAUGCGUUUGGACGCAAUUACCGAUCAAUUAUUACAAGACUUUUCCCACCUCUGGUCCGACGACUGUACCGUACAAUUCAUCGACGAGUGUCUGCCCUUAUUGUUCACAAUAUUCCGACACCAAAAGCACAACUCUGGCACCACAACCCUAUUAUUGGCCGAUAUUAUGAGCACGUGUUACGGCCGUAACGAGACAUUCCGGAGCCGUCCGUUAAGCGCCAGUUAUGGGCCGGACGUUAGGGUCGGCGCCCGUAUUGACGCCAAAUACGUUAAUAAUAAGGAUAUGUCUGACUGUGUGUUCAAAGUGGAGAAUCGGCUAUUUUACGCACACAAAAUCAUCCUGGUCAACGCCAGCAAACGCUUUCAUAAUAUGCUAUCCUUGUGUGGGUCAGCACCGGGUGGUGUCGAUGGACUGACCAGUGGUGUGAAUGCCGGGUCCCAACAGUCUGUGCACAAUAGCCCCACGCAUUCGGCGAUUGUUAUUAACGAUAUCCGUUUUGAUAUAUUUCAGACUGUAUAU
Messenger RNA from Medioppia subpectinata, 1164 nucleotides. The record is from the annotation of a GenBank genome assembly. NCBI's taxonomy places the organism in Eukaryota, Metazoa, Arthropoda, Arachnida, Sarcoptiformes, Oppiidae.